Messenger RNA from Lolium rigidum, 2115 nucleotides. Its product is annotated as nodulation receptor kinase-like. The coding region runs from base 13 to 1737 and encodes 574 amino acids. The record is from RefSeq and is a predicted model, not a curated record. The transcript has 12 exons. Lineage: Eukaryota; Viridiplantae; Streptophyta; Magnoliopsida; Poales; Poaceae. Gene Ontology annotation, molecular function: ATP binding; protein kinase activity. Gene Ontology annotation, biological process: protein phosphorylation.
GCCCGACGAGAUAUGGUCUUCGCCUGCUUCGGCGUCCUCCUGAUCACCUCCGCCGCCGUUGCCGCCGCCGCGUCCCCGGAUGGCCUCACCCAAGUGGAUGUGGCGAAGCAACUGAAGGAGGAACUAUUGGGGAGGAACCCAGGGAAUGAGAUGCUCAAGUCGUGGAAUGGAGCAGACCCUUGUUCCCCAUCUGCGUGGGAAGGGUUCUCUUGCCAAUUAAAAGAUGGUAACCGUGUCGUAGUUAAGCUAAACUUUUCUUCAAAGGGACUGCAAGGGCCAAUUCCCACCGCGAUGGGUAGCCUGACGGAACUAACUGAGAUUGAUCUGCAGGACAACAACUUCACGGGGUCUAUUCCACGAUCGUUCUCUGCGCUCACGCAACUGUUGAAGCUGUCAGUAAUAUGCAACCCUUUCUUGAUCAAUAAGCUACCUGAUGGUUUAUCUACCGGCAUGAAUUUCAGCUACGGAGGUUGUGCUGCCGAAGAUUACCAUAGUCCACCUGGAGCUGCCAAAGAGAGAACAUUUGUUAUUAGUAGUGUUGCCGGAGGAUCUUUGGCAUGUACUUUUGCACUUGGAUCGUUCUUUAUUUGUUUCAGUAAACGCGAAAAGCGGCCUCAGAAAACAGACUGCGCUUCUACAACAAAUCCUGUUUAUGAAGAAUGCAGCAUUGAAAUAACUACAAAUCCUGCAGUGCAACAGUUAUCCCUCAAAUCAAUCCACAAUGCAACAGGACAUUUCAAGACAUUGAUAGGAGAGGGUGGGUUUGGAUCUGUUUAUCAAGGUACUUUAGCACAUGGUCAACAAGUUGCAGUAAAGGUCCGUUCACCAUCAUCGACACAGGGAACACGCGAGUUUAACAAUGAGUUACGGCUACUUUCUGCUGUCUGGCAUGAAAAUCUGGUCCCACUUAUUGGCUAUUGCUGUGAAAAGGAUCAACAGAUUUUGGUUUAUCCAUUCAUGUCCAAUGGCUCACUACAGGAUCGCCUCUAUGGGGAGGCGUCAAAAAGAAAAGUUUUGGAUUGGGCCACCAGAAUAUCUGUUUGCAUUGGUGCUGCUAGAGGAUUAGUAUAUCUUCACAACUUUGCUGGCCGAUGUAUCAUACACAGAGACGUUAAGUCAAGCAACAUACUUCUGGAUCACAACAUGUGUGGCAAGGUUGCCGACUUUGGUUUUUCUAAAUAUGCACCUCAAGAAGGUGACAGCAAUGCAUCAAUGGAAGUGAGAGGAACGGCUGGAUAUUUAGACCCUGAAUACUAUUCCACUCAGGUGUUAUCAACCAAAAGUGACGUGUUCAGUUUUGGAGUGGUCCUCUUGGAAAUUGUAACGGGAAGAGAACCUCUUGAUGUUCAAAGGCCUCGAAGUGAAUGGAGCGUAGUUGAGUGGGCAAAACCAUACAUUAGAGAUUUCAGGAUUGAAGAAAUUGUCGACCCUGGUAUAAAAGGGCAGUACUGCUCAGAGGCCAUGUGGAGGGUCCUUGAGGUUGCAUCUGCAUGCACUGAGUCCUUCUCGACCUUCCGACCGAGCAUGGAAGACAUCGUGAGAGAGCUGGAGGAUUCCCUGAUCAUUGAGAACAAUGCCUCGGAGUACAUGAGGUCCAUGGAGAGCACCGGGACGUUCGGCUCCAACCGCUACCUAUCCAUAGACAGGAAAAUGUUUGGGUCAGGCUCAGCCCGGAUAGAUGCAGCAAAAUGUGCGUUGGAUUCGGCUCGAAUAGACGCGGGUAAAGGACCUUUGUAAACGCUGCCUUGGGUUCCGAGGUAACUCGCCUCCGUAUUGGAGAUCUUAGAAACGGUGUCCUCAUUCAUCCCCCAUGGUCUUCAUGGAUGCGAUGCUUGCUGAAGACACAACCUGAGUUUACUGUGAAGCCAUGAAUGGCUGAGGAGGGCAUGAAGAGGUUGCACUUACAUAGGCCAUGCAGACGCAGUGACCACAUAGCAGAUCCACGGCUGUGGCAGCGACAAAAGCUUUCCUGGAGAGGCAGUUUUGCCUGUAAAAUUUCCGUUAAUUCAAUACUAUGUGCUGAUGGUGAAUGUGCCAUGCAUGUGUGGCCCAACUAUUCUUUGGACUACUGUCGAUGUAUUAUUUGGCAAACUAAAACAAGAAAUGUUGAGGUAG